AGGCGAGAUGAUUUGUUGACAAGGAUGACAAUCGACGAUCUUAAAGAGAACAACGUGUCCGCCCCACUUGAUUGUUUCAUAUUUUGAUUAAUUAGAUGUGGCGCCGUACACGUCAAUACGAGUGUAGAUAUUUUAAUUGAAUGGAUUAAAUAAAUGUACUAUUUAUGCAGCUAGCUGUAACUAUAGCGAGGUUAUUCACAUGCAUGAGAGAUAGCAUCGCUGUGCUACAUCCCUUUCAUCGCUAAUUAUUGUCUUAGGAAGCUGAUAACAGUGUGCAGUGGCUAGUUAGCUAGCGAGGCUUCUACAAUUUAGCUAGUAUAGUUAAUGAAAGAAUACAGGGAGAAUUCGAUCCCUGGAAAUCCAGCUGCAAGUCUGGAUCACAUCAAGCCAUGUUGGUACUGGGACAAGAAGGACCUGGCUCACACCCCCUCCCAGUCCGAGGGUCUGGACCCGGCCACCGAGGCCCGGUACCGAAGAGAGGGGGCUCGAUUCAUCUUCGACGUGGGCACGCGCCUGGGACUACACUAUGACACAUUGGCUACAGGGAUCAUCUACUUCCAUCGCUUCUACAUGUUUCAUUCCUUCAAGCAGUUCCCCAGAUAUGUGACUGGGGGUUGCUGUCUAUUCCUGGCUGGUAAAGUGGAAGAGACCCCAAAGAAAUGUAAAGACAUCAUCAAGACCGCUCGCAGCCUGCUGAAUGACAUACAGUUCGCCCAGUUUGGAGAUGACCCAAAGGAGGAGGUGAUGGUGCUAGAGAGGAUCCUGCUACAGACCAUUAAGUUUGACCUGCAGGUGGAGCACCCAUACCAGUUCCUGCUCCGCUACGCCAAGCAGCUCAAAGAUCUGAAGUAUUUCCGAUCUGUUUCAGGUGAUAAGAACAAAGUCCAGAAGCUAGUUCAGAUGGCCUGGACCUUUGUGAAUGACAGCUUGUGCACUAUGCUGUCCCUACAGUGGGAGCCAGAGAUCAUAGCUGUAGCGGUCAUGUACCUGGCUGGCCGGCUGUGUAAGUUUGACAUCCAGGAAUGGACGUCCAAGCAGUCUUCACGGCGAUGGUGGGAGCAGUUUGUCCAGGAUGUCCCAGUGGAGCUGCUGGAAGACAUCUGCCACCAGAUCCUAGACCUAUACUCCCAGGGCAAGCAGCAGAUGCCCCAGACCCCCAGCGAGAAGACCCCACCUACCCCCGUCCCCACCCCCGUCCUCACCCCCACCCCUCAGCAGCUGCAGGCCCUCACCCAGCCCCCGCUCCCCAACCCCCCCGUCCCGCCACCACUCAGCAAGAAGGUCUCGCCCCAGACCAGCCCUCCCCGCCAGCUCAAACGAGCCCACGUAUCAUCUCCUAAAGAACAAAGCCAGGCACCUGAGCCAGUGGGUUCUAAGAUCCCCAGGCUGGAGCCUCCGAUGCCCCCUCUACCCACAUCACAACCCCCCUCGGACCGCAAGCCUCCAGCCUCCCACCCCUCCGCCCUUCUCCCAGGAGAGACAGACCCAGCUGGGGCAGGAGGCCCAGCGGAGCCCCCUAAAGGACCUCCACCUCCCCCCCACUCAGCCUCCCUCCACCAGCCUCCCCCGCUUCCCCACCGCCCCCCUCCACCACCCCCAUCCAGCUAUAUCAUGGGCAUCCCCACCUCCAGCUCCUAUAUGUCAGGAGAGGGCUUCCAGAGCCUCCAGUCUAUGAUGAAGACAGAGGGGCCGUCCUACAGCACCGUCCCUCCAUCCUAUGGCCCUCCCCUGGCCUACCACAGCCAUGUCUACCCCCCUAACGCCCCACCGCCUGGUCCUCCACUCUCCGCCUCCUACCCUCCACCCAACCUCCCUCCACCCUCGCCCGCCUACCCCCCGCCGGGGUACAACCACAGCUACCCUCCCCCGCCCCCUCAUCGCAUGCCCCCGGGACACGGGGAUUAUCCGCCUGUGAUGGGCAUCCCUCCUAGCAACUAUCCCCCACCCCCUGGAGGACAGAGCCAGGUACCCCCUCCGCUGCCCCCUGGUAUGCCCCCCAUCGGUGGCAUGAGUCAGGGGGCGUGGUUGAGGUGAGGGGCGUGAGACUGGAUGUGGCAAACCAACACUAGUCCUACAGUGUUACUGACAGACAGCUUUAGUGAUGGGGGCCAAUUGAGGAGACCGGCCUCAUGUACUCCCUGUAGUUUUCUGAAGCUGUCAUCUUAGGAUUGCAAAAUUAAAUACAAUUCUCAGGUUUUCCAGAAGUCCCGGUUGGAAAAUUCCCGGAAUCGUAAGGGAAUAACCAGGAAAUCUGGAACCUCCAACCAGGAUUUCUGGAAAACCUGGGAAUUUGGGGAACAUUACCAGAAUUCUGCAACCCUACCUCUCCUACAAGCCAAACAGCACAGCCACACCUCAUGAAGAACCAACCAUUAACUUCCAUUGCACAAGUUAGUUAGUGUGAAAUGCAUAAUGUAGUGUUUGUUGUACAAUGGCUGUUUUUAUAUUAGCCUUUUAGUAACAUGUUUAUUUGUAAUUUUUUAUAUGAAAACUUUUAGGUUAGCUUGCUGUACAAAUGUAGGAAAGAAUGGUGGGACCAAAAAGGAAAAUGGCAGCUCCACUCUAACCAUUCCAUGGCUUUGGAUGUAUUGUACAGUAUCUUCCACAUGCAUUCCGUUCUGUUUGAAACACACUACUAAACCAGUAUUAUAUUCAAAUGUCAAUGAAUAGUCUUCCAUUGUAGCAUUGUGCAUGGCCUGGAACAUAAAGACACACAGGACAAACACACACACUUUAAAUAAACACACCUUUUUAUGGGUGUUUGGACAUUUAUGUUUUGUUGUUGAAAAAAGUCUGUUUAAUGCUUGCACACUCUUAGGGGGAAAAAAGGUGCUCUCUAAAACCUAAAAGGGUUCUUCGGCUGUCCCCAUAGAAUAACCAUUUAUGGUUCCAGGUAGAACACUUUUGGGUUCCAUGUAGAACCCUUUCCAC
Molecule: messenger RNA, 2931 nt
Organism: Coregonus clupeaformis (lake whitefish)
Lineage: Eukaryota; Metazoa; Chordata; Actinopteri; Salmoniformes; Salmonidae
Product: cyclin-K-like
Exons: 10
Coding region: 325-2034 (569 amino acids)
Biological process (GO): positive regulation of DNA-templated transcription, elongation; regulation of transcription by RNA polymerase II
Cellular component (GO): cyclin/CDK positive transcription elongation factor complex; nucleus
Molecular function (GO): cyclin-dependent protein serine/threonine kinase activator activity
Source: RefSeq, a predicted model, not a curated record